AUGAGUCCAGCUCUGUCCCAGCUGGAGAAUCUAGCUCUCACCCAUUGUGGAGUCCAGCCCCAGCCUGCCAAUGAGUCCAGCUCUAUCCCAGCUGGAGAAUCUAGCUCUCACCCAGUUGUGGAGUCCAGCCCCCAGCCUGCCAAUGAGUCCAGCUCUAUCCCAGCUGGAGAAUCUAGCCCUCUGCCUGCUGAGACCAGCCUCCAGACUGCCAAUGAGUCCAGCACUAUCCCAGUUUUAGUAUCUAGUUCUCGGACUGCUGUGGAAUCCAGCUCCAUCCCAGCUGGAGAAUCUAGCCCUCUGCCUGCUGAGGAGACCAGCCCCAGCCUGCCAAUGAUUGUGGAGUCCAGCCCCCAGCCUGCCAAUGAGUCCAGCUCUAUCCCAGCUGGAGAAUCUAGCUCUCACCCAGUUGUGGAGUCCAGCCCCCAGCCUGCCAAUGAGUCCAGCUCUAUCCCAGCUGGAGAAUCUAGCCCUCUGCCUGCUGAGACCAGCCUCCAGACUGCCAAUGAGUCCAGCACUAUCCCAGUUUUAGUAUCUAGUUCUCGGACUGCUGUGGAAUCCAGCUCCAUCCCAGCUGGAGAAUCUAGCCCUCUGCCUGCUGAGGAGACCAGCCCCCAGACUGCCAAUGAGUCCAGCACUAUCCAAGUUGGAGAAUCUAGCUCUCAGACUGCUGUGGAAUUCGGCUCUAUCCCAGCUGGAGAAUCUAGCUCUCACCCAGUUGUGGAGUCCAGCCCCCAGCCUGCCAAAGAGUCCAGCUCUAUCCCAGCUGGAGAAUCUAGCUCUCACCCAGUUGUGGAGUCCAGCCCCCAGCCUGCCAAUGAGUCCAGCUCUAUCCCAGCUGGAGAAUCUAGCUCUCACCCAGUUGUGGAGUCCAGCCCCCAGCCUGCCAAUGAGUCCAGCUCUAUCCCAGCUGGAGAAUCUAGCUCUCACCCAGUUGUGGAGUCCAGCCCCCAGCCUGCCAAUGAGUCCAGCUCUAUCCCACCUGGAGAAUCUAGCCCUCUGCCUGCUGAGGAGACCAGCCUCCAGCCUGCCAAUGAGUCCAGCUCUAUCCCAGCUGGAGAAUCUAGCUCUCACCCAGUUGUGGAGUCCAGCCCCCAGCCUGCCAAUGACUCCAUCCCAGCUGGAGAAUCUAGCCCUCUGCCUGCUGAGGAGACCAGCCCCCAGACUGCCAAUGAGUCCAGCACUAUCCCAGUUGGAGAAUCUAGCUCUCACCCAGUUGUGGAGUCCAGCCCCCAGCCUGCCAAAGAGUCCAGCUCUAUCCCAGCUGGAGAAUCUAGCUCUCACCCAGUUGUGGAGUCCAGCCCCCAGCCUGCCAAUGAGUCCAGCUCUAUCCCAGCUGGAGAAUCUAGCUCUCACCCACCUCAGACUGCCAAUGAGUCCAGCUCUAUCCCAGCUGGAGAAUCUAGCCCUCUGCCUGCUGAGGAGACCAGCCUCCAGACUGCCAAUGAGUCCAGCUCUAUCCCAGCUGGAGAAUCUAGCUCUCAGACUGCUGAGGGAUCUAAUGCCAACCCAGCUGGAGAAUCUAGCUCUCAGACUGCUGAGGGAUCUAAUGCCAUCCCAGCUGGAGAAUCUAGCUCUCAGACUGCUGUGGAAUUCAGCUCUAUCCCAGCUGGAGAACCUAGCUCUCAGACUGCUGAGGGAUCUAAUGCCAUCCCAGCUGGAGAAUCUAGCUCUCAGACUGCUGAGGGAUCUAAUGCCAUCCCAGCUGGAGAAUCUAGCUCUCAGACUGCUGUGGAAUCCAGCUCUAACCCAGCUGGAGAAUCUAGCUCUCACCCAGUUGUGGAGUCCAGCCCCCAGCCUGCCAAAGAGUCCAGCUCUAUCCCAGCUGGAGAAUCUAGCUCUCACCCAGUUGUGGAGUCCAGCCCCCAGACUGCCAAUGAGUCCAGCUCUAUCCCACCUGGAGAAUCUAGUCCUCUGCCUGCUGAGGAGACCAGACCCCAGACUGCCAAUGAGUCCAGCUCUAUCCCAGCUGGAGAAUCUAGCCCUCUGCCUGCUGAGGAGACCAGCCCCCAGACUGCCAAGGAGUCUGUUCCUCUCCCAGCUGCAGGUUCCAGCUCCCACCUUGCUGAGAAGUCAUGUGCUCAACCCACCAAGGAGCCCAGUCCCCACUCAGUUGCCGAGUCUGGGGCUCUGCCUGUUGGGAAGUCUAGCCCUCUGCCUGCUGAGGAGACCAGACCCCAGACUGCCAAUGAGUCCAGCUCUAUCCCAGCUGGAGAAUCUAGCUCUCAGACUGCUGAGGAAUCUAAUGCCAUCCCAGCUGGAGAAUCUAGCUCUCAGACUGCUGUGGAAUCCAGCUCUAACCCAGCUGGAGAAUCUAGCUCUCACCCAGUUGUGGAGUCCAGCCCCCAGACUGCCAAUGAGUCCAGCACUAUCCCAGUUGGAGAAUCUGUCUCUCAGACUGCUGAGGAAUCUAAUGCCAUCCCAGCUGGAGAAUCUAGCUCUCAGACUGCUGUGGAAUCCAGCUCUAACCCAGCUGGAGAAUCUAGCUCUCACCCAGUUGUGGAGUCCAGCCCCCAGACUGCCAAUGAGUCCAGCACUAUCCCAGUUGGAGAAUCUAGUUCUCGGACUGCUGUGGAAUCCAGCUCAAUCCCAGCUGGAGAAUCUAGCCCUCUGCCUGCUGAGGAGUCCAGCCCCCAGCCUGCCAAUGAGUCCAGCUCUAUCCCACCUGGAGAAUCUAGCCCUCUGCCUGCUGAGGAGACCAGACCCCAGACUGCCAAUGAGUCCAGCUCUAUCCCAGCUGGAGAAUCUAGCUCUCAGACUGCUGAGGAAUCUAAUGCCAUCCCAGCUGGAGAAUCUAGCUCUCAGACUGCUGAGGAAUCUAAUGCCAUCCCAGCUGGAGAAUCUAGCUCUCAGACUGCUGUGAAUCCAGCUCUAACCCAGCUGGAGAAUCUAGCUCUCACCCAGUUCUCUCAGACUGCAGUGGAAUCCAGCUCUAUCCCAGCUGGAGAAUCUAGCCCUCUGCCUGCUGAGACCAGCCCCCAGACUGCCAAUGAGUCCAGCACUAUCCCAGUUGGAGAAUCUGUCUCUCAGACUGCUGAGGAAUCUAAUGCCAUCCCAGCUGGAGAAUCUAGCUCUCAGACUGCUGUGGAAUCCAGCUCUAACCCAGCUGGAGAAUCUAGCUCUCACCCAGUUGUGGAGUCCAGCCCCCAGACUGCCAAUCAGUCCAGCACUAUCCCAGUUGGAGAAUCUAGUUCUCGGACUGCUGUGGAAUCCAGCUCAAUCCCAGCUGGAGAAUCUAGCCCUCUGCCUGCUGAGGAGUCCAGCCCCCAGCCUGCCAAUGAGUCCAGUACUAUCCCAGCUGGCGAAUCUAGCUCUCAGACUGCUGAGGAAUCUAAUGCCAUCCCAGCUGGAGAAUCUAGCUCUCAGACUGCUGAGGAAUCUAAUGCCAUCCCAGCUGGAGAAUCUAGCUCUCAGACUGCUGUGGAAUCCAGCUCUAACCCAGCUGGAGAAUCUAGCUCUCACCCAGUUGUGGAGUCCAGCCCCCAGACUGCCAAUGAGUCCAGCACUAUCCCAGCUGGAGAAUCUAGUUCUCAGACUGCUGAGGAAUCCAGCUCUGUCCCAGCUGGAGAAUCUAGCUCUCAGACUGCUGAGACCAGCCCCAGACUGCCAAUGAGUCCAGUACUAUCCCAGCUUGGAGAAUCUAGCUCUCAGACUGCAGUGGAAUCCAGCUCUAUCCCAGCUGGAGAAUCUAGCUCUCAGACUGCUGAGACCAGCCCCAGACUGCCAAUGAGUCCACUCAUCCCAGCUGGAGAAUCUAGCUCUCAGACUGCUGUGGAAUCCAGCUCUAUCCCAGCUGGAGAAUCUAGCUCUCAGACUGCUGAGACCAGCCCCAGACUGCCAAUGAGUCCAGUAAUAUCCCAGUUGGAGAAUCUAGCUCUCAGACUGCAGUGGAAUCCAGCUCUAUCCCAGCUGGAGAAUCUAGCUCUCAGACUGCUGAGACCAGCCCCCAGACUGCCAAUGAGUCCAGUAAUAUCCCAGUUGGAGAAUCUAGCCCUCUGCCUGCUGAGGAGACCAGCCCCAGACUGCCAAAGAGUCCAGCACUAUCCCACUCUAUCCCAGCUGGAGAAUCUAGCUCAGACUGCUGAGGAAUCCAAUGCCAUCCCAGCUGGAGAAUCUAGCUCUCAGACUGCUGAGGAAUCUAAUGCCAUCCCAGCUGGAGAAUCUAGCUCUCAGACUGCUGAGGAAUCUAAUGCCAUCCCAGCUGGAGAAUCUAGCUCUCACCCAGUUGUGGAGUCCAGCCCCAGCCUGCCAAUGAGUCCAGCUCUCCCAGCUGGAGAAUCUAAUUCUCAGACUGCUGUGGAAUCCAGCUCUAUCCCAGCUGGAGAAUCUAGCCCUCUGCCUGCUGAGGAGACCAGCCCCCAGACUGCCAAUGAGUCCAGUACUAUCCCAGUUGGAGAAUCUAGCUCUCAGACUGCAGUGGAAUCCAGCUCUAUCCCAGCUGGAGAAUCUAGCUCUCAGACUGCUGAGACCAGCCCCCAGACUGCCAAUGAGUCCAGUAAUAUCCCAGUUGGAGAAUCUAGCUCUCAGACUGCUGUGGAAUCCAGCUCUAUCCCAGCUGGAGAAUCUAGCCCUCUGCCUGCUGAGACCAGCCCCCAGACUGCCAAUGAGUCCAGUACUAUCCCAGUUGGAGAAUCUAGCUCUCAGACUGCAGUGGAAUCCAGCUCUAUCCCAGCUGGAGAAUCUAGCUCUCAGACUGCUGAGACCAGCCCCCAGACUGCCAAUGAGUCCAGUAAUAUCCCAGUUGGAGAAUCUAGCUCUCAGACUGCUGUGGAAUCCAGCUCUAUCCCAGCUGGAGAAUCUAGCUCUCAGACUGCUGAGGAAUCUAAUGCCAUCCCAGCUGGAGAAUCUAGCUCUCAGACUGCUGAGGAAUCUAAUGCCAUCCCAGCUGGAGAAUCUAGCUCUCAGACUGCUGAGGAAUCUAAUGCCAUCCCAGCUGGAGAAUCUAGCUCUCAGACUGCUGAGGAAUCCAGCCAUCCCAGCUGGAGAAUCUAG
Molecule: messenger RNA, 4989 nt
Organism: Onychostoma macrolepis
Lineage: Eukaryota; Metazoa; Chordata; Actinopteri; Cypriniformes; Cyprinidae
Product: ice nucleation protein
Exons: 8
Coding region: 1-4989 (1662 amino acids)
Source: RefSeq, a predicted model, not a curated record